UGUUCUACUGCUAUCUUUUGUAUUACGCCGACCCUAUUCAAAAUGGCUGCAUUUAUGAGAGCAUGCCUUUGCCGGUGUAUUAUUUCUAGGCCUCAAGUGACAAACUUGAGUGUUUCUAGACAUGUAAAAUGUAUCGAAAGUGUGUUUUUACAACGCAUUCUAUCAAGACCAUGUUCUUAUAUUACAAACUACGGAGACGAUGCUGAACAAGUGUACAGAACGAAGGUGGCAGCCCAUGAGGAUUCAGAAUUACAAAAACGUGUUGCAGGUGUUUUUAUCGGCAAGGGAGGAAGCAACAUUAAAAAGCUAAAUUUGGAGUGCAAAAUUGAUGUCAUUGAUGGUGAUAUAUGGGUAUCUGGCAGGGAUGCUGAGGGUGUGCAGAAAACAGUGGAAAGAGUAACAACAGAGGUCCAAAGGAUCAAGGACAGCAUUUUACUCAUCCAAGAAAAGGUGUCGACCCACGAGAAUGACGAUACUCAUUUAAAGAUUUGUAAACAAAUCAUUGGAAAACAAGGAGGGAACAUUAAAAAGAUACUAUCAGAGUUGGGGCAAGAUGUUGAAGUGCAAGUCCGGAAGAAUAAAUUAAAUAACCAUAUACUUGUCUCGGGGACUGAUGUCGAAAUGGUGGACAGAGUAGUAGAAAAAGUACAACAGGAGGUCCAAAGAAUUAGGAAUGAAGUUAAACUACCCUUUAAUGAAAAGGUGUUGACAGAUGAGAAUAUUCUGGUACAUCAAAAAGUUUGUGCCAUGAUCAUUGGAAAAGGAGGAGAGAACUUGAACAGGAUACGCUCGGAGACCGGGCUCGAGUUUAGUUUGGACACAUGUGAUGGGUAUUUACUUGUCUCUGGAUCUGAUGCUGAAAUGGUAACAAGAGCAGCAGAAAAAGUACAACAGGAGGUCCGUAGAUUUCAGAAUGAAGUUAUACUACUUUUUUCUGAAAAAGUAUUGACAGAUGAGAAUGAGAAUGUGCAUAGCCAAAUUUGUGCCAUGAUCAUUGGAAAAGGAGGAGAGAACUUGAACAGGAUACGCUUGGAGUCGGGGCUCAAUUUUGAUAUGAAAACUUGUGAUGGGCAUAUAAUAAUCUCGGGGUCUGAUGCUGAAGGGGUGAAGAUAGCAACAGAAAAAUUGCAGCACGAGAUCAAAAGAAUUAGGAAUGGACUAAAACUACCCUUUUCUGAAAAGGUGUUGACAGAUGAGAAUGAGAAUGUUCAUAGUCAAAUUUGUGCCAUGAUCAUUGGAAAAGGAGGAGAGAACUUGAACAGGAUACGCUCGGAGACCGGGCUUGAGUUUAGUUUGGAAACAUGUGAUGGCCAUUUACUUGUCUCUGGAUCUGAUGCUGAAAUGGUAACAAGAGCAGCAGAAAAAAUACAACAGGAGGUCCGUAGAUUUCAGAAUGAAGUUAUGCUACUUUUGUCUGAAAAAGUAUUGACAGAUGAGAAUAUUCUGGUACAUCGUAAAAUUUGUGCCAUGAUCAUUGGAAAAGGAGGAGAGAAUAUUAACAGACUAAUAUUGGAGACAGGGUUGGCUUUCCGAGUGGAAACAUUGAAACAAGACGCUGGCCAUGUACUUGUUCGUGGGACAGAUGUUGAAGUGGUGAAGAGUGCAGCAGAAAAAGUAAAACAAGAAGUUCAAAGAAUUAAAAAUGAAGUUGUGCUUCCCUUUUCUGAAAAGGUGAUGAUAAAUGAGGAUAAGGAGAUGCUAAGCAGGAUUUGUGGCAUGCUAAUUGGAAAAGGAGGAGAGAAAAUUGAAAGAUUCAAAUCAGAGACAGAGCUGGAUUUUGAAUUGCUUUGCCCCUCGAAAGAUGAAGAAGCUGACUUUCUUCUUGUGUCAGGAACUGAUGCUGAAGUGGUGAAGGAAGCAGCAGGAAAAAUACAACAGGAGGUCCAAAGAAUUAAAAAUGAAGUUGUGCUUCCCUUUUCUGAAAAGGUGAUGAUAAAUGAGGAUAAAGAGAUGCUAAGCAGGAUUUGUGGCAUGUUAAUUGGAAAAGGAGGAGAGAAAAUUGAAAGAUUCAAAUCAGAGACAGAGCUGGAUUUUGAAUUGCUUUGCCCCUCGAAAGAUGAAGAAGCUGACUUUCUUCUUGUGUCAGGAACUGAUGCUGAAGUGGUGAAGGAAGCAGCAGGAAAAGUACAACAGGAGGUCAAAAGAAUCAAGGAUUUUCUAAAUAGAAACGUGUAAAAUGACCUUUUCAAUAUAAAUGAACAUAUAAGGGCUGUAUUUUAGAUUGACCUUCCCAGGAGCUACCCUAUAUCGUUUCGGGGACUGAAGCUGAAGAAGUGAAGACAGCUGUGAGAACAAUUUGAACAGAAAGCCCAAUGAUUAAAUAUUGAGACUCUUUGAUAAGUCUAUUUAGACAGAUGAAAUUUUAAGAUUAAAAAUUUGGUUUUCUCCUGAUUUUAAGUAUACAAUUACCUAAGGAUUGGCUGCAUUAAUGGGCUUUGUCUGUCGUGCAUCAUUCUGUGUUAAAUAAUUAUUUGUAUUGCCAUUUCUUAAGAAUAAUUUGACAGAUCUGUCCGAAGGUCCUUAUAAUUAGUUUCUCAUGUUUAAUUAGGUCACCUGGUUCGUCCAUAAACAAUUCACAUUUGAGAUUCUUGUUCUCUAAAACAACUGAACUUAAAAACCUUGAAUUAAAAUCUUGCAGGAAG
Messenger RNA from Mizuhopecten yessoensis (Yesso scallop), 2642 nucleotides. Its product is annotated as vigilin-like. Gene Ontology annotation, cellular component: nucleus; cytoplasm. The record is from RefSeq and is a predicted model, not a curated record. Lineage: Eukaryota; Metazoa; Mollusca; Bivalvia; Pectinida; Pectinidae. Gene Ontology annotation, biological process: regulation of gene expression. Gene Ontology annotation, molecular function: mRNA binding. The coding region runs from base 43 to 2175 and encodes 710 amino acids. The transcript has 2 exons.